AUGGAGAACAAAACUAAUCAAAAAACAACAACAAAAACACAAACAUUAACCGACAAUCAUUCAACCACCUCUUCGGAGGUGUCGACCCAGGACAUGGCCAUGGACAAGAUUUUAACUUCGGGCGGGGACGUGACUCUGGAAACGUACAGAGACGUAGUAUGUGAAAGCAUACAGCGACAGAGUGAACAGCUGUCCGCCCUUCUAGAGAAGACCACUCUAAGGCUCAACCAAGAGAGUGUGCCCUCCGGCUUUGGGAAUGACUCACCCCUCUCUGAUGAGGAACUUGACGUCACCGUCAUACCCUCAUCCUUGAGGAGUGAGUCAGCUUCAAAAACUAUAGAGAGCACUCAAUCUGCUGCCAAGGGGGGGUCAACUCCUGUGGAAGGGGUUACAUCGGUACCUACCGAUGCGACCAACCUCCGGAUCGAGGAUGGCGUCGUGGAAAGGGACACUGAUGUUCCAACCAACCGCGAUGCCUCCGGAUCGAAGGAGGUAAGUCCGUCUGAGGAUAAGCCAACUAGUGGGGCUGGGGUGAAGGGCAACACCUCUCCCGGCGGUGGAAAGACAGCUUCGGCUGUUGCACCACCAACGGAAUCUAGUGUAGCCCCCACCACUUCUAACUCAGGAAAACGGAGGAACAAAAGGAAGGACGCCCCUAACGGAAAUCCUGUCCCGGUGGAACCAAAGGAGGCCAAAUCCUCUUCUCGGGUAACGAUGAAGAGAGGACGGUCAACGGAGGAACCACAUCCCGAGGCAAAGAAACCGUUAACGGGCAAACUUCCUCCUCCGCCAACUGCGGCUUCUACGCCAGUAGCUGCAGCUGGUAGGGAGGUAGUGGCAAGGCCGGUGCAAGCAGCCUCAGUGGACCCUAGGUCUGCUAAAGCGAAGCCUGCUACCACCAACCCACAACCUUCAAGCCAGACAUCAAGGAAGAGGAAACACUCCCAAACCCUGUACCCGGACAAUCUCCGUGUAGCGGUCAUCGACCGAGCUGAGCCGGAAGGCAAAAUCAGCGAAAGUCGGUGGCUUCUCAUUGAGGACCGUCUGAGGGAACAGGUUUUCCUGGGGGAGGAUCCUUCUAGGUUACAGUUUGGCAGUGCUACCGUCUACAAGGGAGUGAAGGUCAUCUGCUGCGAAAAUGAGGAGUCAAAGAACUUCCUCGUGACCGCAGUAGCUGGCCUUCAGGAACUUUGGGAUGGAAGUGCACUUGCUGCUGUAUCCCUGAAGGAUAUCCCCUGCAGGAGGAUUUUGACAGCAUGGGUGCCGCCGCCCUCUGUGGACCCGGCACGCGUGCUGAUAAUAUUGGGGAAGCAGAAUCCCAAUCUCUGCACGGACGGCUGGCGUUUGGUUGGCUCAAGUACGGAGGGAGGGGGCCUGGUCAUAAAGGUUUCUGUUGAUACUGCUGGCCAGGAAUACCUUCAGGCUCGAGGAGGGAAAUUGCACUUCGGCACAGGAUGGAUUCGGUUCCGUCUAACGCCGCCGUCGCACGGAGGAGACGCCACGGCGGUCAGACUGGAGACUAGGACGGGCAAAACACUAUUCCUCGUCUCCCUGUACCUUCCCUUCGAGCACCCCGACCCACCAGGCCAAGUGGUAGAGGAGCUGGCCUCAGUACUGGGAGGAAAAGGCGGCCUCAUCAUUGGAUGCGAUGCAAACGCUCAUCACUCUCAAUGGGGCAGUAGUAACACCAAUGCCAGAGUGGCCUCGGCAUCGGAUGUGGACGACUCCGUCAAGUUGCUAACAAAGAUCCUGAUCGGCAGCUAUGAAAGAGCCUGUCCGCUAACCUUCCCGGGUAAAAGGCACCAGCCUGUCUGGUGGUCGAAAGACCUAGCUCAGCUCAGGAAGACUAGUAGACGACUAUACAAUAAGGCCAACAAGACCAAACUGGGUACGGACUGGGAAGCUUAUAAACUAGCCUUCAAUAAGUACAACAGUGAGAUCAAGAAGGCCAAGAGACGGUCUUGGGUGUGUUUCACCGAGUCCAUAGAUGAUGUCAACGCAGCCUCCAGAUUCCGUAGAGUACUUUCAAAGGACCCAAAAUCCAUUGGAAGCAUAAAGCGGACUGAUGGUAGCUGGACUGACUCAGGUUUAGAGACUCUCAAUCUAUUAGCCAGUACCCACUUUCCGAACUGCUCUGAUGCGGUAUUUGACCGAUUGGCAACACGGUCUAGUCAGCAUAGUGGGACGGAAGAUGUGAAUCUAACUAAUAGUAUUGUUAACACCCCCAAGAUUUUGUGGGCUAUUAACUCAUUCAAACCUUUUAAGUCACCGGGUCCAGAUGGCAUUAUCCCCGCCAUGCUACAGCAUGCGUCGGCGGAGAUAAUACCAGUCCUGGAGGUGAUUUUUAAGGCUUGUCUGCGUCUUUCUCACAUCCCACUACUGUGGAGGGAAGUUACAGUCACUUACAUUCCCAAAGCUGGGAAGCCAAGCCAUGUUCUUCCAAAAGACUACAGGCCUAUUAGUCUCUCGUCUUUUCUAUUGAAAACGCUAGAGAGACUAAUAGACAUAGAGAUCAGAUCUCUAAUACCCCUGACCUCCUUAAGCACUGCUCAGCACGCCUAUAUGAAAGGCAAAUCUGUUGAAUCAGCGCAGCACGACGUCGUGGGUUAUAUAGAGAAGAACCUGAACAGCUCAUGUUUCACGUUGGCGGCCUUCCUCGAUAUCGAGGGGGCCUUCAAUAAUGUUACAUUAGAGGCAAUUCACAGUUCUCUCGAAAGACUUAGUGUGCCACCACUUCUCGUCGACUGGAUUGAUGUUAUGCUCAGCAGCAGAAUCGUUAACUCUAGCAUCGGGGAGUGUUCUGUUAGGAAAACGGUCACUAGGGGUACUCCACAAGGAGGCGUUUUGUCACCACUGCUUUGGCUUCUGGUGAUAAAUAACAUUCUACUUGAUCUGGAACACAGCGGAACAAAGGUCGUGGCUUACGCCGACGAUGUGGUCCUGCUGAUUGCUGGGAGAUUUCCGCAAACUAUUACGGAUCUUAUGCAGGGAGCUCUGGUUAAACUCUCCAGAUGGGCGCGCUGCAAUGGUUUAGGCGUGAACCCACCUAAAACUGAGUUCGUACUUUUUACAAGGAGGCGGAAAAUACCCGUCCUCUCUCUCCCAAUGCUGGAUGGUGUAACUCUAAGCCUUUCUUCGGAAGCAAAAUAUCUCGGUACCAUUCUAGACCAGAAGUUAAGCUGGAAAAGGAAUAUCGAGGAGCGAGCGAAAAAGGGCUUAAAUGCACUUUAUUCCUGCAAGAACUCCAUAGGAAAUAGUUGGGGGCUUAAACCCCAUAUUAUCCGAUGGAUAUAUGAGUCAGUCGUCCGACCAAUCCUUACCUAUGGCGCACUUGUGUGGUGGCAUUCCUUACGGAAAAUCACCUUCAGCAAGAAUAUUGACAAAGUACAAAGAGUCGCAUCGCUACUAAUUACAGGAGCGGUCAGGAGCACGCCACAAUCCGCUCUAGACACCCUACUCAACUUAAAGCCUCUAGGCUUAUUUGUAGAGGAACUAGCUGCUAGGUGUGCCCUGCGACUCAACGAAUUGGGACAAUGGCGGAGUCAACCCUUCGGGCACUCUGUCAUUCUUAAGUAUGUGGAAAACGUAAGUAAUCAGGCUAUAGCUAGUGACUAUAUACUCCCUAGGCACAGCUUUGAUCUACUUGACAUCCGCAUACCAAACAGGGAUAUCUGGUCCCGUGGCACGCCACCUUUCGACGGUAUAGCUGUCUAUACUGAUGGUUCAAAGAUGGAAAGUGGAACGGGUGCUGGAGUCUACUGUGAAAGCCUAAGUAUCCGAAGAUCCUUCAGGCUAAACAGCGAUUGCAGCGUUUUUCAGGCAGAAAUAUUUGCUGUCAGAAUGGCCAUAGAACUGCUGAAUAAUAGAAUUAACGAACUGGAUGGACCGGUGACUAUAUAUGUCGAUAGUCAAGCGGCCCUAAAAGCUCUAAAUUCUUUCACAAUCAAGUCUAUGGCUGUUCUGGAGUGCAAGAAUGCCCUGGAAAAGUUUAAGUCAGUUGUCAAGCUCUGUUGGGUCCCUGGACACUGCAACAUAUCUGGCAAUGAAUCUGCCGAUGAAUUGGCCAGACGCGGAUCUGAGUCUGUAGAUCUAGAGAUCGAGAGCUCAGUGAAGCCACCUUUAUGCCACUUCUUUCAAGUUCUGCAUAAACACUAUCUUGGAAGAUUUCAACAGAACUGGCUAUCUGGAAGGGGAUGCAUCAUCUCCAAAAAGAUUUGGCCGGUGAACUCCGAACGGAGAUCACGGUCACUCCUGUCCAUGACGAAGUUGGACUUGAAGCUUGUGGUGGGCCUAAUUACAGGUCAUUGCAACAUAAAGGCCAUGACUUCAAAAUGGGGGGGUGACGACACUGAAUACUGCAGGCUAUGUCAGGACGAGGAAGAAACAGAAACGGUGGAACACUUACUCUGUCAUUGUCCUACCCUUAUCGGAGUAAGACAUAGGCUUCUGGGUAAGCACUUACUGCCUGACCUGUCAUGCCUCUUCGAAACAGAACCAGCAGUCAUUCUUCAAUUAGCCAGAAGACUAAAAUGGCUAAGGACGACACGCUGAUUACACCGUGGACGCAAACCCACUAGCUCUUCUAAUUCUUCUAAAUCUUAUUUUCUACACUAACUAUCUUUCUUACCUCACUUCCACUUUUUUCUAGACUAGGAUGAUCACAAUGGGCCAGUAGGUCUCCGAGUGGAGUGGUUGUUGUUUUUACACAGCCACACAUCCUUUAACCUAACCUAACCUAUGUAUGGAGAAAGGCAAAUGAAGCGCUCCUUGCCAAAAAAUAUGAAGCCUACAGUGAAGCACGGUGGUGGGUCAGUUGUGGUGUGGGGUUCAUUGUCAGACUCUGGACCUGGAUUUUUGGUUGUUUGUUCUGUAAAAUAUUUAUCCGUUGCAGAAUUUGCAAGAAUCUACUAGAUCUGAAACAGACCAUACAUACAAUGACAUUUGCGAUAAAAUGGCUUUUGUAAUAUUUAAAAAUUGUAAAAAUGCCAAGGAGAGUCCCAUGUCCCUACUUAAUAAGUCAUCCGUCAAAUAGAGUGCCAUUGUGAAUUAAUCGUAUGAAAACAUAAACAAAAAUUUUGACAUUUUUUCGUUCUUCUUAUACGACCUGGGGCCAAAUCACCGCAUUCGUCAUCGAGUUCUGUUUCGUAUAGAGAAACAUUUCGAUCGCUGUAAAUUGGAUCACCGCAUUCGGUCGCAAUUUCUACUACCAUUUUUUACAUUGCUGUAAACAUAUGGUAAUAGGAAACUGGAAGCGAAAAAGAAUUUCAAAAUAGGUUUUUGCGAUAAAAAUAUGUUAUUUCUGGGAAGUUUAUACUGUUUAUGUGUGUUUAAAUACAUGUGUACAAAUAUAUUAUGAAUGCAAGUGUUUUUUUUUUUGUUUUCCUCGUCUUCGGACUCAGAGCAUGAGUACAAAGUGGCAUUAAUAAGGAAUAAUAUUCGUGACAAAUUCAUUCCUAUAACAUUGCCUGAAGUGUUGUAAAUGAUUCUAUUCAAAAUCCGCACAAAAAUCACUUCAUACUAGGUUUUAUAUAUAUAUGUAUACUACCUAUCGUGUACAACUUCGAGUAAAAACAAUUCGAUAACGACUGCGGUGAUCCGCGUAAACUACAUUACGAUGCUGAAGUACUCGAUUUCGACUACGGUGAUUUGGUCCCUGCUUAAUGUCUGUGUGUUCACUAACACAAUUGUAAUUUGAAUAGUUUUGUAUAGAAUAUUUAGAUUUUUCCGAAUAGUCGAUGAGGAAAGUCCUGUCGGAUAUUUUUAUGAAUACACCGUUAGAAAUAUUGGAGUACAUAAAUAUAACUUACUAUAUUAAGAAAUUAUUUCAUUAAUUGUAAAACUUAAAGCUGUAUAGAUUUAUCCUUUUUCAUUUAAUUUUCUAUCUGACAUUAUUGUUUACAUUUUAUAAACAAUUAACAAAAUAUUUCUCUCUAUUUAUAAAGAGGCAAAACAACACAUGAAAUAUUUUUUAUUUCAAAACACAUACAAUUAACAAAUAUUUUUGAUGUUCUCUCUAUAGCCCUGUUAUAAAAUUUAAAUUUAUAAAAAUGUAAUCAAAGGAAAAAAAAUACAUAUGUAAGUGUGUAUUAGCAAAAAUUAUGAAUCAUAUGAAAAAUAACAAAAUAAAAAUUAUGAUGAUGAAUCGAGGAAUCGCUAGAAAUCGUGGAAAAACACUCGCAUUGGUAAAUUCACCAUGACAUUUAAAUGUACAGCAAAUUUGAUUCUUUCGAUCAGAAACAAGAUGUAUGUUUAUACACAUUUUGGCGUACGACUCGCAUGGUAAACAGCGAAAACAAGGUGGGUUAUAGCAAUCACCUGAAUACAAUUUUUUCUUUGUCAUAAAAUGUAUACACCUAAGGGAUAGAAAUCGUCGCGUUUGAUAUCGCUUUCUCACCCCGGAAGGAGCAUCCUUGGGGAUGACAUGAACCACGCCCGCGAUAGUCGAGGUGUUCAGAGAGCAAAGCUGACAUGCCUACCACUGCCCCACAGAGUCUUAUAUUCCUCAGAUAGAAUAAAGUCUUAUUUAUGUUAAAUUCGUGAAUGAUUGCAAACUAUCACUGUUUUAUCCGAUGGUAGUCACUAGAUAGUGUCUGCACACGAGACACAUUCUUUUAACUUUCUUGCGCCACUAAGUAGUAACUCCGUGACGAUAUAAAGCAGACAAUAGUAGUUUUGUUAUUGUAAAUGUACAUACUAUCGCAUUUAUUAGGAUUAGAAGCGUCGCAGAAGUGGCAUCUUAAAAUGGAAAUGAGUUACUCACUUCCAAAAGCUUGCAGGGCAGGGUCAUAACAUGUACACAGUUUUAGAAUGUGUAUGUAUUGUU
Musca domestica (house fly) is the source of this 6823-nucleotide messenger RNA. RefSeq lists its product as uncharacterized. Bases 1 to 4551 code for a protein of 1516 amino acids. NCBI's taxonomy places the organism in Eukaryota, Metazoa, Arthropoda, Insecta, Diptera, Muscidae. The transcript is spliced from 5 exons. Gene Ontology annotation, molecular function: RNA-DNA hybrid ribonuclease activity; nucleic acid binding. The record is from RefSeq and is a predicted model, not a curated record.